Knipowitschia caucasica is the source of this 1032-nucleotide messenger RNA. The record is from the annotation of a GenBank genome assembly. NCBI's taxonomy places the organism in Eukaryota, Metazoa, Chordata, Actinopteri, Gobiiformes, Gobiidae.
AUGUGUUUCAGUGUAGCGCACGCUGCCUCCCUCACCGCACGAGCUUCUCCUGCAGCCUGUCAUGUCCCAGUGUCCCCCACCCUCUCAGUGUCCCUCACCCUCUCAGUGUCCCCCACCCUCUCAGUGUCCCUCACCCUCUCAGUGUCCCCCACCCUCUCAGUGUCCCUCACCCUCUCAGUGUCCCUCACCCUCUCAGUGUCCCCCACCCUCUCAGUGUCCCCCACCCUCUCAGUGUCCCUCACCCUCUCAGUGUCCCCCACCCUCUCAGUGUCCCUCACCCUCUCAGUGUCCCUCACCCUCUCAGUGUCCCUCACCCUCUCAGUGUCCCUCACCCUCUCAGUGUCCCUCACCCUCUCAGUGUCCCUCACCCUCUCAGUGUCCCUCACCCUCUCAGUGUCCCUCACCCUCUCAGUGUCCCUCACCCUCUCAGUGUCCCUCACCCUCUCAGUGUCCCUCACCCUCGUCCUCUCAGUGUCCCCCACCCUCUCUGUGUCCCUCACCCUCUCUGUGUCCCCCACCCUCUCAGUGUCCCUCACCCUCUCAGUGUCUCCCACCCUCUCUGUGUCCCUCACCCUCUCUGUGUCCCCCACCCUCUCUGUGUCCCUCACCCUCUCAGUGUCCCUCACCUCUCAGUGUCCCCACCCUCUCAGUGUCCCUCACCCUCUCAGUGUCCCUCACCCUCUCAGUGUCCCUCACCCUCUCAGUGUCCCUCACCCUCUCAGUGUCCCCCACCCUCUCUGUGUCCCCACCCUCUCUGUGUCCCCCACCCUCUCAGUGUCCCCCACCCUCUCAGUGUCCCUCACCCUCUCAGUGUCCCCCACCCUCUCAGUGUCCCUCACCCUCUCAGUGUCCCUCACCCUCUCAGUGUCCCCCACCCUCUCUGUGUCCCUCACCCUCUCUGUGUCCCCCACCCUCUCUGUGUCCCCCACCCUCUCUGUGUCCCCACCCCCUCUCUGUGUCCCCCACCCUCUCUGUGUCCCCACCCUCUCUGUGUCCCCACCCUCUCAGUGUCCCUCACAUGGUAGAAAUUAA